AUGAAAAAUAGAUCAUAGAGCUCUUUUAGCGAAAACUAAUCUGCAUCUAUAGGAACAAAAUUUGUAGAAAAUCAAGCUAAUAAGCAAAAUGAUUAAUAGAAUGAAGAUGAUUAAGUAAGCUAAAAUAAUGAAUAAACAGACAAAAAAGGAUACUAGUAAUAAUUAAUUUAAAUUAUUAAGAACCAACCGAAGAUCUGCUUUUACAAGAAAAAAUCUGAUUGUUGUUAAAACAUUUAAACAAAGACUAUUAGAUCUAUGGAAAUCAAGUAUAUUCAAUAGAAAUAUGUUCAUAUAUCUUUUGGUAUAAAGUUACUUGAUCUUGCUAGUAUUAAUACAAUUUAUGCCUUUUUUUCUUUAAAUGUAUUCGAUUUAGUUAUUUAGUUGAACACUGAUAUUCUAGUUAAAGGUCAAGAAAUUCGUGUUAGAGACCUUAUUCUUAAAGAAUAUCUAAAAAAAAGCGCUAUCGAAGACGUCUUACCUCUAGUUAUGUUCUCAAUUUACUAUUCUUUAAAUUUUAAUAUUGAUUUUAGAUAUAUUCUUUUGCCUUUUUUAGUUAAAAUGAGAAAAUUUAAUUCUCUUGUGAAACAUUUUGAAGAAUCUUCUACCUUAAAUGUUAGGUAAUAUAAUAUUGCUUAGCUCGUAAAAUUGGUCUUCAUUAUGCUUUUCGUUUCACACUUUGCAACGUGUAUCUGGAUUUACGAAGCAAAAUCAAUUUUUACUGAUAACAAUUGGAUGGUAUUCUUUAACAUUAAUCAAUAUCACUGGUAAGAAUAAUAUAUCAGAGGAUACUAUUUUAUAAUAGUAACAAUGAGUACAAUUGGAUAUGGUGAUCUCUAUCCUAUCAAUGCUUUUGAAAUUAUAAUGGCCAUAUUUACAAUAAUUUUUGCUACAGGUAUAUUUGGUUAUAGCAUCAACCAAAUAGGUUUCAUUUUCAAUCAAAUUUAAGAGAUGGAGAAAAAAAUUAAUAAUGACAUUCAAAUUAUAAACAGAUAUAUGGAGAGAAAGAAAGUUAGUCAUUAAUUACAGUAUAAGAUAAGAGAGUAUUUGGAUAGUUUUUGGAGAGAAGAGCUUUUAAUUAAAACAGACAAUGAAUCUAUGAUCGUUAACAUGCUCAAUAAUUCAUUAAAAAAUGAAUUAUUUAAAGAAACUUAUUUUGUUGCUUUUUAAAAUAGUAUUUUGAAUGAGUACUUCUCCAGUGAAGUUUUAACUCAAUCUAUCAAACAUAUUAAAGAAAUUUAAUGCAUCCCAGAACAAAUAAUUUUUUCUAAAGGUGAUUCAUUUGAUCAUAGUAUUUAUUUUGUUGAAAGUGGUAAUAUAGAUCUCUACAUACCAGAUAAUAGCUAAAUUUCUGUUUUAUAAAGCUUAAAAGCUGGAGAAUGCUUUGGAACCUAUUCCUUUUUUACCGCUGAAGAUAGGACUUGCUGUGCAAGAAGUAAAGGGUUUUCUAACAUUCUAAAAAUAAAUAGAGAAGAUUUUAUUGAAGUCUUAAAGAGCCACUCAUAAGAUUAUGAAAUGUUUUGUCAUAUUAAGGAUAAAUUAUAUUUUUAAAAAGAAUUUGGAUUAAUUUAUGACUAUUGCUUUAAGUGUGAAGGAAAUAGGCAUUUAAUUUACUAAUGUCCAAAAUUACAUUACUGCCCUGAUAAAAAAUAACUCAUUUUUAAGGAUUAAUAAGCAGAAUAAAAAAGGGACAAUAAAUAUUAAAGAACUUAAACUAAAUAGCAAGGUUUUUUCAGAUAAAAAAUGUAAAUUGAAGAAGGAUUUUUACAAUUAAUUGAUGAAAAAGAAGACUUAAUUGAAGAAUUUGAAGAUUUAUAUUUAUAUGGAAACAUGUAUGAAGUUGUAAAGGAUGAUUUAGAUUCUCAUUACUAAAAGUAAUCAAGCAACAACAACAACAAUAAUAAUAGCAAUAUCAAUAUCAAUAAUAACAGUAAUAUAAAUCAAUAAAAUAAAAAUGGCCAGUAAAUUUCUUAGCAUAAAAGAAAUUCAUAAUUGUCAUAGAAUUCUUAAUUGUCUAUACACGAUAGACCAGGCAACCAAUCAUAAUUUAACAGAAGAGGAUCAAGGGAAUCUACAAGAAGAAUGCUUGGAAGAAGGGUAACGACUAAGGAAGAUAUAAGUGAUUUAAAUUAAUAUUUCAAAGGUAGGAAAAAAAGCACUUAAAUAAGUUCAACAGUGAUUGUACAACCAUAGCACUAAUAGCCUUUUAUAUCUUAAUUAUAGCAACAAUGGAUUAAUCAACUUUAAAAAAAAAAUACAUCGCUGACAAGCAUGAACGAGAUUGAAGAAGAAAAACCAUAAAGAUAAUAUUUUAAUGGAUAAUAAUAAGAAAAUCAUUAUUUGAAUAAAACAGAGUCAAUAAAAGAUAAUACUAAAUUGUCUAAUCAAUAAACACAAAGUGAGCAUUCUAUAAAGUCUCAUAAAAAUAUAAAUAAUAACAAUAAUAUUAGUAAAUAAUUGACUUAAUAAUCAACAAUGAUAUAAUCUAACUAAUUUAUUAUCAACAAUUUGAAUAAUAUCAUUACUAUGCUUUAAUCAAUGUGUAUAAACCCUCCUACAGCCACAAAUAACAGCUCAUAUCAAAUAAAUAUUAAAAAUAACAACUUAGAAUAAUAAAGUACUUUGAACAGCCACGCUUUAAAUUAAAACUAAGAAGAAAAAUAACAGUAAUUAAAGUUAGAUAAUUAUAGUCGAGGACAAACAAGUAAUACCCGUAACAAUACCCAUUAUAGUAAAUCAAAUAAAUAAUUCAACUUUAAUAUGGAUCUAGAUAGUAUGAAAAUAAUGAAACAAUACAUGAUUGAAUCGAAUUACACAACUGUGAUUGAGUCUCUUAAUAGAGUCUUUUUAAAUGAAAUAAGAAAAACUCGCAAAGCUUCAUUUAAAUCAAGAAUAAAGACCAAUAUGACACAGCACAGAAUAGAUAUCUUCUUAAAGAAUUAAGAGUUAAGAAAAUCCAAUUCUCAGAAAAAUAUAAUAAAUGUAUAAGUAGUUUACAAGAAAAGCUCCUUUGAUUGUUAUGAUUAUGAGAAUAAGAAUCCAGAUUUCGCAAAAAGCAUGAGUUUAGAUUUUAUAUAAGAUGAUAGAAUGUCAAGAGUAAGUAGACUUUCUUAAUCUAAAUAAGAUAUCAAUAAAUCUAGAGCAAGCCACACCUUAUUUGUAAAUAAUAACAACAUCAAUAAUAAUAGUAAUAGUCUGUCAUUAAAUUAAAGCUAAAUUAAUUUAUUUGAAAGAAAUAAUAAUGAUUAGAGGAAAAAUUGGGAUAUGAAUGAAUCAUAAGAAAGAGCCAUUUUGGACAUUAGUCAUUUUACACCUAAUAAACCAUCAUUCUGA
Molecule: messenger RNA, 3330 nt
Organism: Tetrahymena thermophila SB210
Lineage: Eukaryota; Ciliophora; Oligohymenophorea; Hymenostomatida; Tetrahymenidae
Product: cation channel family protein
Exons: 9
Source: RefSeq, a predicted model, not a curated record